AUGUUGUACUAUAGGCCUGCGAUGAGGAUGGCGGUGAGACCGCUACAAAGUGUAAGAUUCCAGUCCUCAUAUACUAGUAUUACUAAAUUGACGAAUCUAACAGAAUUCAAGAAUCUCAUCAAACAAAAUGACAAACUAGUCAUUGAUUUUUAUGCCACUUGGUGCGGUCCUUGUAAGAUGAUGCAACCACACUUGACGAAAUUAAUUCAAGCUUAUCCAGAAGUAAGAUUUGUCAAAUGCGACGUGGAUGAGUCACCAGAUAUUGCCAAAGAGUGUGAAGUGACGGCUAUGCCAACUUUUGUUCUUGGCAAGGAUGGUCAACUCAUCGGCAAGAUCAUUGGAGCUAACCCUGGUGCUUUGGAGAAGGGAAUCAAGGAUCUGUAA
Molecule: messenger RNA, 384 nt
Organism: Saccharomyces paradoxus
Lineage: Eukaryota; Fungi; Ascomycota; Saccharomycetes; Saccharomycetales; Saccharomycetaceae
Gene: TRX3
Product: Trx3p
Exons: 1
Coding region: 1-384 (127 amino acids)
Source: RefSeq, a predicted model, not a curated record